AUGUUUCUUUUAAUUUUCCUGUUAUCAACCUGCUUUGCCCUAAAACAUCAGUUGUUGGAAACGAGAUACAUCGAGGUUCCGUUGGAUCACUUUUCUACAGUCCCCAAUACCACGAAAUUCAACCUAAGAUACUUGAUGAAUUCGAAUUAUUACCGUAAAAACGGACCCGUUUUCCUGUUCAUCGGCGGCCAACGCGACAUUAUGAUGUCCGCCCUAAAUUCCGGAUUCCUCUUCGAUAUAGCUCCGUAUUUCAACGCCCUGUUGAUAUUCAUCGAACAUCGUUAUUACGGGAAAUCGUUGCCUUUCGGAGGAAAUGUCUCUACCAGCCCUGAAUAUUUCAGGUACCUUUCGGUGGUCCAAGCGCUGCAGGAUUACGCGUACUUCAUAGAAGAAUUGAAGAAAACACUGACACGGGGCGCUAAUCAUCCGGAAGAGCCAAAUGUGGUGCUCUUUGGCUCGUAUUACGGCGGUAUGUUAUCGACGUGGAUGCGAAUGAAAUACCCCUUUUCAGUAGUGGGAUCCGUUGCUUCGAGCGCACCACUUUUCCACUUUGAAGGCUUAAUCGAUUGCGGGCGAUAUUUACACGAAAUCACGACGAUCUUCGAGGCUUUCGGACAGAAGAAGUGCGUGAAGUACAUCAAACUAGGGUGGAAAGUUAUCUUGCAUUCGUCGACGUCCAAACAAGAGAGAAAUUACCUAUCGGAAAAAUUCAAGCUCUGCAGAAACAUAGAAACAGCCGCAGACGUGUACAAGCUACUGGAUUGGUUGAAAAACAUGUACGUGCACAUGGCGCUAUUUAAUUACCCAUACAAUACUUACUACUACAAACCUUUACCGGCAAACAUAAUACGACUCUUCUGCGACAAAGUGGUCAGCGGCUCUUCGGAUCACAGCACGGAUUUGAUCCAGAUUAUCAGCGAGGCGGCGGGGAUUUACGCGAACUACACCGGAAAGACGCCAUGUACUAAUUACGAUUUUAAUUACAACGAGGCCGAAGAGACCGCUUGGAAUUACCAAACGUGUACGGAACUGGUCAUGCCGAUGUGCUCGACCAGCAAGGACAUGUUUAUGUCGAAGCGAUGGACUCACGAAAGCUACCAGGAGGAUUGUUUGGAGAAAUUCGGCGUCAGGCCUAAGCCCCAUUGGGCUCGGGUGACUUUUGGAGGGAAAAAUUUAAUGUAUCAGUCGAAUUUGCUGUUUUCGAUGGGUUCCCUAGAUCCUACGUCAGUUGGCGGUGUUUAUUUUAACAAAUCUAGACCCAGUUAUCCGUUGUUGUCUUACGUGAUUCCCGAAACCCCGCAUUUGAUGGACUUCCGAAGUACAAGAAAAAGCGACGUCGAGUACGUUAGCAAGGCGAGAAAGUUCUACGUGCAAGUGUUAAAAAAGUGGCUUAAAAUGUAUUUUACGUAAAAUAAAUUGGCUAACAGUAGGUUUGUUCCAACUCA
Molecule: messenger RNA, 1445 nt
Organism: Phyllotreta striolata
Lineage: Eukaryota; Metazoa; Arthropoda; Insecta; Coleoptera; Chrysomelidae
Source: the annotation of a GenBank genome assembly